Sciurus carolinensis (gray squirrel) is the source of this 7659-nucleotide messenger RNA. RefSeq names its product DENN domain containing 5B (gene Dennd5b). NCBI's taxonomy places the organism in Eukaryota, Metazoa, Chordata, Mammalia, Rodentia, Sciuridae. Gene Ontology annotation, molecular function: small GTPase binding; guanyl-nucleotide exchange factor activity. Bases 369 to 4406 code for a protein of 1345 amino acids. The record is from RefSeq and is a predicted model, not a curated record. The transcript has 23 exons.
CGCGCUCCCACAGCCCGAGCGCUGCUCAGCUGACCCUCGGGCGCCAGACGCCGCGGCUCCUGGCUCGCGAGUGCAGCUGCGGCGGCGCGAGCCUCUCUCGCCGACACUCCCCCUGCGCGCCCCUCCCCCAGCGGGGCCGGGAUCCGGACGGGCCGCGCGCGAGCCCGCGGCCGCUUUCCCGGAGCCGAGCGAGGACCAGGCUGCGGUGGCGAGCGGCGGCUGCGCGGCCAUGGGCGCGCCAGGGUCGCCCUAGGACUGGCGUGGAGACCGCAGCGGGAGCGACGACGGCAGCCUCCACUGCUAGCCUUCCUCAACGAGCCUUUCCCCGCGGCGGCGGCGACGGCGGCCGCCCGAGUAGCGCGGCCGGGAUGAGCGGGAGCGGCGCGGCGCCCGGCCCGGGCUCGGGCUCGGGCUCGGGCUCGGGCUCCGGCUCCGGCUCCGGCUCCUCCUCGGCAGCCUGCCGCUUCGCGCACUACUUCGUGCUGUGCGGGAUCGACGCAGACAGCGGGCUGGAGCCCGACGAGCUGGCGGUUUUGUACCAAUGGCUAGAAGCAGAUCGUCAUGGCAAGAGCCAAGAAGCUACAAAUACGACUUCAGGUGAAAAUUUUGACCAGAGUCCUUUGAGAAGAACAUUCAAAUCCAAAGUUCUGGCUCACUAUCCUCAGAAUAUAGAAUGGAAUCCCUUUGAUCAAGAUGCAGUGAAUAUGUUAUGCAUGCCUAAAGGGCUGUCAUUCAGAACCCAAACUGACAAUAAAGAUCCUCAGUUUCACUCAUUUAUAAUUACCCGGGAAGAUGGUUCUCGCACCUACGGUUUUGUUCUCACUUUUUAUGAAGAAGUUACAAGUAAGCAAAUCUGCACAGCAAUGCAGACUCUCUACCAGAUGCACAACGCUGAGCAUUACAGCAGUGUUUAUGCUUCAUCCUCAUGCAGCAUGGACUCACUGGCAAGCAGUAUUGAUGAAGGCGAUACAACUUCCCUUUUGAAACUCCAGCGAUACAACUCCUAUGAUAUCAAUAGAGAUACCCUGUAUGUUUCAAAAAGUAUAUGCUUGAUCACACCACUACCUUUCAUGCAGGCCUGCAAGAAAUUCCUCAUCCAACUUUACAAGGCAGUUACCUCUCAGCAGCCACCACCCUUGCCGCUUGAGAGCUACAUUCAUAAUAUUCUUUAUGAAGUACCCCUUCCACCUCCAGGGAGAUCACUGAAGUUUUAUGGUGUUUAUGAACCUGUCAUCUGCCAGAGGCCUGGACCCAAUGAACUCCCUCUCUCUGACUACCCUCUUCGAGAGGCUUUUGAGCUCCUGGGAUUAGAGAACCUGGUGCAGGUGUUUACCUGUGUUCUUUUAGAAAUGCAGAUCCUCCUCUACUCACAAGAUUAUCAACGCCUGAUGACUGUGGCAGAAGGCAUCACCACACUUUUGUUCCCAUUUCAGUGGCAGCAUGUUUAUGUGCCCAUCCUCCCUGCUUCUCUGCUACAUUUUCUUGAUGCUCCUGUACCUUAUCUGAUGGGUCUUCAGUCAAAGGAAGGAACCGACCGUUCUAAACUAGAACUUCCUCAAGAGGCUAAUUUGUGCUUUGUGGACAUUGACAACCAUUUUAUUGAAUUGCCCGAAGAAUUUCCACAGUUCCCCAAUAAAAUAGAUUUUAUCCAGGAGCUCUCUGAAGUUCUUCUUCAAUUUGGGAUUCCUCCAGAGGGCAACCUACAUUGUAGUGAGAGUGCCACCAAACUGAAGAAUCUGGUUCUGAAAGAUUUGGUCAAUGACAAGAAGAAUGGCAAUGUCUCCACUAAUAACAUCAGCAUGUAUGAGUUAUUGAAAGGCAAUGAAACCAUAGCCCGCCUGCAGGCUUUGGCCAAAAGGACUGGUGUGACUGUGGAAAAAAUGGACCUGUCAGCUUCUCUGGGUGAAAAAGAAAAGGAUUUAAAACUGCAGUGUGAAGAGGCAGAACUAAGGGACUACCAGCUAAAUGUACAGCUGAGAGAGGUCUUUGCCAACCGCUUUACACAGAUGUUUGCUGAUUAUGAAGCAUUUGUGAUUCAAACUGCCCAGGACAUGGAAUCCUGGCUGACCAACCGGGAACAGAUGCAGAACUUUGACAAAGCUUCUUUCCUAUCUGAUCAACCUGAGCCUUAUCUGCCAUUUCUUUCACGCUUCAUUGAAACACAGAUGUUUGCCACCUUUAUUGAUAACAAAAUUAUGUCUCAGUGGGAAGAGAAGGAUCCUUUGCUUCGGGUCUUUGAUUCUCGGAUUGAAAAGAUAAGAUUGUAUAAUGUAAGGGCACCUACCUUACGGACAUCUAUAUAUCAGAAAUGCAGCACUUUAAAAGAAGCAGCCCAAUCAAUUGAGCAAAGACUGAUGAAAAUGGAUCACACUGCAAUUCACCCACAUCUACUUGAUAUGAAAAUUGGUCAAGGCAAAUAUGAGCAAGGGUUCUUUCCAAAGUUACAGUCUGAUGUCUUAGCAACAGGACCAACCAAUAACAAUCGCUGGGUAAGUCGGAGUGCCACCACACAGCGCAGGAAAGAGCGCCUUCGCCAGCAUUCUGAGCACAUUGGAUUGGACAACGACUUGAGGGAGCCUUCCGGGGAACUUUUGGUCUGUCAGAACUCCAUGGCAUUCUGGGAGUGGGAUCAGGGCCCACCUCCUCCUGCACGGCUUCCUAAAAAGUCCUUCUCUGAGUGCUGCCUGAAAUACAUGCAAGAGGCAAGAAGUUUAGGAAAAAACCUAAGGCAGCCCAAGUUGUCAGAUCUCUCUCCUGCAGUGAUUGCACAGACCAACUGGAAAUUUGUAGAAGGCUUAUUAAAAGAAUGUAGAAUGAAGACAAAACGUAUGUUGGUAGAGAAGAUGGGACAUGAAGCAGUGGAGCUGGGCCAUGGAGAAGCAAACAUCACUGGCUUGGAGGAGAACACCUUAAUUGCCAGCCUCUGUGACCUGCUGGAGAGGAUAUGGAGCCAUGGCUUGCAGGUCAAACAGGGGAAGUCAGCUUUGUGGUCACAUUUAAUUCAAUUUCAAGACAGAGAAGAAAAACAAGAGCACCUUGCAGAAUCACCAGUUGCCCUUGGACCAGAAAGAAGAAAAUCUGACUCAGGAGUUAUGUUACCAACACUCAGGGUCUCUCUUAUCCAAGAUAUGAGGCAUAUUCAGAACAUGAGUGAGAUCAAGACUGAUGUCGGACGAGCUCGGGCAUGGAUAAGAUUAUCUCUAGAGAAGAAGCUUUUGUCCCAGCAUCUCAAGCAGUUGCUCUCUAACCAACCACUUACCAAGAAGCUUUAUAAGCGUUAUGCUUUUCUACGUUGUGAAGAAGAAAGAGAGCAGUUUCUUUACCAUCUUCUUUCCCUCAAUGCUGUGGACUAUUUUUGCUUCACCAGUGUGUUCACCACUAUCAUGAUUCCAUACAGGUCAGUGAUCAUCCCCAUCAAAAAGCUGAGCAAUGCAAUCAUCACUUCAAACCCCUGGAUCUGUGUAUCAGGAGAGCUUGGAGACACAGGAAUAAUGCAGAUUCCCAAAAAUCUCCUUGAGAUGACUUUUGAGUGCCAGAACUUGGGGAAGCUCACCACUGUUCAGAUUGGUCAUGAUAACUCAGGACUAUUAGCCAAAUGGCUAGUGGAUUGUGUCAUGGUCAGAAAUGAAAUCACAGGACAUACAUAUAGAUUCCCAUGUGGGCGUUGGCUAGGGAAAGGCAUUGAUGAUGGGAGCCUGGAGAGAAUUCUUAUUGGAGAAUUGAUGACAUCAGCAUCAGAUGAGGAUCUGGUAAAGCAGUGUCGGACUCCACCCCAGCAGAAAUCACCCACCACAGCUAGAAGACUGAGCAUCACUUCACUAACAGGAAAAACUGCCAAACCCAAUGCUGGACAGAUUCAAGAAGGAAUUGGAGAAGCUGUGAACAAUAUUGUGAAACAUUUUCAUAAACCUGAAAAAGAGAGAGGAAGCCUUACAGUUUUGCUUUGUGGAGAAAAUGGCCUGGUUGCUGCACUUGAACAAGUUUUCCACCAUGGGUUCAAAUCCGCCCGCAUCUUUCACAAGAAUGUCUUCAUCUGGGACUUCGUAGAGAAAGCGGUUACCUAUUUUGAAACCCCAGACCAGAUUCUGGACAAUGAAGAUGAUGUCCUUAUCCACAAAUCAUCCUGCAAAACGUUCUGCCAUUAUGUAAAUGCUAUUAAUACUGCACCCAGAAACAUUGGGAAGGAUGGCAAAUUCCAGAUUUUAGUUUGCCUUGGAACACGAGAUCACCUGCUGCCUCAGUGGAUUCCAUUGUUAGCUGAGUGUCCUGCCAUCACUCGAAUGUACGAGGAGAGUGCCCUUCUGCGAGACCGCAUGACCGUCAACUCCCUCAUCCGAAUUCUACAGACCAUUCAGGACUUCACCAUAGUCUUGGAAGGAUCGCUCAUCAAAGGAGUGGAUGUGUAAACCAACUGUCCAGAAAUUCUCAAUCCAAACCUCUGACUUCUGAACCUUCCCCAUCUGUGGGGACAGACUGGGACUUGUCUGACAGUAGUGAGUCACUGCAGGGGGCAACCCAGCGUAUGUCCCAAUUUGAAGGAUCUUCACUCUGCAGACAAGGCAAAAUGCCGUAUUGUAGUUCAUUUGAACCUGGAAUUUAGUAUAAAAUAGAAUAUUUUCAUGUGUUAGAUGUGUGUAAAUAUGCUAUCUUCUUUAAGAAAUUAUAUUACUCUAAUAAGAUACUUUUCUUAGAUUGAAUAUUCCUGUGACUUAAAAUAAGUAGUUUGAAAAUGUUGGGGACUAGGGGGAAGCGUGGUGCUAGUCAGGAAGAAGCCAGUAAACUAUGUAAAUAUGGUGCAACCCAGUUGGGCUUUUUUUUUUUUUCUCUCCUGUAGGUAUCACAAAGGAACCCAGAGGACAUUGUAUGUAGUAGCAUCCAUCCUGUGUUGACCCUUUGUAUAGUGAAUGUAUGCAGUUUUACCUACUGUGGGAUAGUCCUCACUUGUAUCUUUUAAGUUAUAAACCGCUUUAUGCAUUUGAAUUGAGUCACUUUUCCAGCCUUUUAGGGGAAAAAAAUUUAGUUGGCACAAGGUAAAGAUAUAAUUCAAGCAUUUCCUUUUCUCUUAUUUUUCCUGGUAUUGGGGAUUGAAUCCAGGGGCACAUUUCCUCUCAUCCACAUCCCCAACACUUUGUAUUUUUUAUUUGAGAAGUUCUUACUAAAUUGUUGAGGCCAGUCUUGAAAUUUUGUUCCUCCCGCCUCAGCUUCCUGAGUCCCUUGUAUUACAGAUAUGCCCCCCGCCCCCACCCCUACCCAGUUAAUUCAAGUAUUUUAAAUACCAGACCCCAGGAGCUUGACUGAACUGGAAAGAACACAGGAAGCCCUGAGAAGUGUGUUAAAAUUAUGGGAUUAUAACUUCUUUGCACUUUGGAAAGAUUAGACUAGACUGACUUCAUUCUUGGCAUUUUUAUUCUUGUUAUUUGAGGUACUUUAGGGAGAUAUGAAUUUCAAAGUGUUAGCCUCAUAGUUAUAAGAACUACAAAUAGCAACUUGAUUCCACACUUUAAUUUGACCAUCUAAAUUUUGCAGUGGUCCUUUACCUCUUAAGGAUAGCCAGCUCUGUUAGGUUCCAACCACCCCCCUCUGCAUGCCCAUCCCCCUUCAGGAAAUGGAAGGAAUGUCUAAGAAGGAGGAGGGCUCUGGGUGGCUUGGAAUGUUUUUGUGAAAGUAUUUGUUGACCAUGAUAAUGCAAAUAACAGAAGGGGAGAAAAAGAAUGAACCCUUUCUGGGUGUUUCAGGGCAAGCUUUAUGUUCCUUUGUAAGAAGGGGUAAUAAAGUAAAACAACUGGCCCAGAGAAGUUUGAAGCCACUGCAGCACAGGCUGACAAAAUGGAAAUGAAACAAGAAACAAGAGGCAGCAGUUUUGAAAGACCAGACUUGUAACUUUCCAAUUCGAUAGUUUAUAAAGAAGUUAAGUAAACAUACUGUUAGCUAGUUACCUUAAGUCUUCAUCUUCUGGUAGGUCGCCUAAUUCUAAUUAGGGAUUGGCACAUUGUUAACAGUGUGUUUGCCUCAGCAGACCUCCAGGUUUUAUUCCCAACUGUGGCUGCAAAGCCAAACCAUGGCUUCUUAGGAUCCUUGUGCAACCUGAAGGUCCUGGGCUCUAGCCAACAGUGUUGUUUCCCUUAUUUCCUGGAGGAAGAAAUUAGUGAAACAAGUGCCUCACUUCCUUUAUCAAACACUGUAUGCAGCUAAGAAACAGCCCUUUUUUGGCACGUGGCUUUAUACUUGAAGAACAGGGUCAUUGGAGGCUUCACAUGAAACCUAUGCAAAGGGCUUAAGAAGGUGGGUUCUGGGUGACCUCGGUAGAACAGAAGUUGGUUUACUUUAAACUGUAUCUACAAUGGCUUGGCUAUCCUAGGGAUACAGGAAGUCUGUUAUUAAAGACAUCCAUAACCUGUUUCACCUGGUCUCCUACCUUAGUGAUCAGAAACUAUAGGUGGCCCAAUCCAGGGUUUCAUUCUUAUUACCUUUUCCAUAAGACCAUGCUUCUGACCAUUCUGAGCAACCAGAAACUUUAUUAAUAUUUCUUUUGACAUAUUGCCCUUAAGUUAUUAGAAAUUAUGUCUGUUAACAAAACCAGUAAUAAAGAUGCAUUUGGGGCCUGUGGAUAAAAAAGUAGUACCAAAAGUAAUAAUAUCUUAUAUACUCACGCAUACACACACAAAUUAUGGAAGUUAAGGAUAAAGUUUCAUCCCACUUUGUAUAGUAUAACUGCAACAAAAUUACUAUAAUUCCAGCUUUUCAGGAAGUCGAGGCAGGAGAAUGGCAAGUUUGAGGCCAGCCUGGGUGAUUUAGCAAGUCCCUAUCUCAGAAAAACAAUAAAUAAAUAAAGGACUAGGGAUAUAGCUCAGUGGUUGAGUGUCCAUGGACUCAAUCCCUAGUACCAAAGGAAAAAAGAAAGAAAAUGAGAGAAGGGUGAGGGGAGAACCAGUUAAAAUAACAUACAUCCUCUCAGCUAGGCCCUGUAGUCACCUCUGGCACCUGUGCUUGUCCCUGUGACACAGCCCCUCUGCACACAUUUGGGCCACUUGUGAUCUACUUGAAUGGCCCACAGCCCACUGUUUUGACUAGACCAGUGGAUAGCCUUUCAGAAUAAAUUAAUAAUAAGGAACAGCAUAAAAUCCCUAGGAUCCAAGUUUGAUGAAUAAAAAGAAUGCUUCAGCUAAUGAAGUCAUCUAGUACAAUUAUAAAGAAAUAAAAGUCAUAUGGCUUAUGACUGUCUGUGAGUUAAUCCCAAAAUGUUUUUGAACAUACCAGUGAGCAGAACCUUUUCACAUGGACUUUUUGGGGGUUUUCUGUACGAGGGAUUGAACUCAGAGCUACUUACUUUACUACCAAGCUACAUCCCCAGGACUUUUUUUAUUUUUUAUUUUAAGGCAGGAUCUCACUAAGUUGUUCGAAGCUGAGCUAAAUCGUUUUGAGAUCCUCCUGCCUCAGCCCCUGGAAUUGCUGGGAUUACAGGCGUGCCCCACUUCUCCCUCUCACCCUGACUUUUGGAAGGACCAUAACUACUUAGAGAUAUCCUUUGUGCUAUGUUAAUUUUUUUAAAUAUUUUUAAUUGUAGAUGCACACAAUACCGUUAUUUUACUUAUUUUUAUGUGGUGCUGAGGACUGAACCUGGUACCUCACGUGUGCUAGGCAAGUACUCUACCACUGAGC